Molecule: messenger RNA, 405 nt
Organism: Hansenula anomala
Lineage: Eukaryota; Fungi; Ascomycota; Saccharomycetes; Phaffomycetales; Wickerhamomycetaceae
Exons: 1
Source: RefSeq, a predicted model, not a curated record
UUAGCUGUUGACAUUGUUAGUGCUGAUAUAGGUAGCCAGCCAGCUCUUUCUUCUUCCACUAAUCAAUCCUCAACUCAUUUGAACAAACGCUGGAAUUACUUUGAUGUUCAAUGGACAAGUUAUACUUAUGAUAACGUCAAUAGAGAUCUUGCCAAAAAAGUUGCGAGCGAUAGAAAUUUUGAAGAGCUUGAUUAUGAUUCAGAGGUUUAUAACUUCUUUGACAACAACCCUGGUUGGAAAUAUUGCAUCACACCAACCGUCAACCCACAUCCUGGACAAGAUGAAGGGUACGACCAAAUUGGUGAUGAUAAUGCGUUCCAUGGAGAGCUGUAUUUCAAUACUUAUGGUGGUAUUGAUGGCUUCUGCAAUGACAACAAAGAUGGUGCUCAGUGUAGUACUGACGGC